AUGAAGAAGAAAGUUGCUAUUAUUGGAGCUGGAGCAUCUGGCUUACCAGCUAUUCGUCAUGCUCUCCUCUACAAUGUGGACGUUCAGUGUUUUGAGAGUUCUGACGAUGUUGGAGGGCUUUGGAGAUAUAAACCAACCGAAACAGAUGAAUCGUCUGUCAUGAAGACGACCGUCAUCAAUACAUCAAAAGAGAUGACCGCUUACUCGGAUUUUCCACCUCCUCCAGAAACCGCUAAUUUCAUGCAUAACACGGAAAUGUACAAAUAUUUGAAAGAUUACGCCAAACAUCAUGGCCUCAUGAAAUAUAUUAAGUUUAACCACACCGUUCAGAAUGUUGAAAAAUCAGAUAGUCAUGCAACUGAUGGAUCUUGGCUUGUGCAUUACACUGACAAUGAUAAUAAAAAGCAUCAGGAGAAAUACGAUGCUGUUCUACUAUGUUCGGGGCAUCACACAACCCCUUAUACACCGCCUGAAUGGCCGGGACAAGCAUCUUUCAAAGGACAAAUAAUACACUCUCACAGCUAUAAAGAUCACCGAGGGUAUGAGGACAAAACAGUUGUAGUAGUUGGGAUUGGAAACUCAGGUGGAGAUAUAGCUGUUGAGCUCAGCAGAAUUUGCAAACAAGUUUAUCUUGUGAUUCGACGUGGCACAUGGGUUCUCAAUCGAAUUUAUGAGUACGGUCAGCCAUUCGACCUGGCACUUAGCACGAAACUUAACGGAUAUCUCACACAAUACAUACCCAGUAGUAUUUCAUCUCGUUUCGUAGAACAUAAAUUGAACAAACGCUUCGAUCAUGAACGUUUUGGAUUGAAACCAGCUCAUCGUUUCUUUGGAGCUCAUCCAACAGUGAAUGAUGAACUUCCAAACAGAAUCGCCAGUGGAACUGUUCGUGUCAAACCAGGUAUCAGCGAAUUUACAGCAACUGGACUGAAAUUUGUGGAUGGUAGCAGAUUAGAAAAUGUUGAUGCGGUCAUUCUAGCUACAGGGUUCUCAUUUUCAUUUCCAAUGGCUGAAAAUGGAAAACUCAUUCCAGUGAAUGAUAACCAUGUGAAUUUGUACAAAUACAUGUAUCCAUUAGAAACGUCUAAGUUCAAUACAAUAGCAGUGAUUGGACUAGUUCAACCUUUUGGCUCGAUUAUGCCAAUUGCUGAGAUGCAGACAAGACUUUUCUAUGAAAAUUUGUUCGGACAAAAAUGUGUGCUGCCUAGUAAGGAAGAGAUGGAGAGAGAUGUUUUUGAAAAAAAACAUGAUAUGAGCUUAAGAUACGUAGAGAGUCGACGACAUACCAUCCAAGUAGAUUAUGUGAGAUAUAUGGAUGAGCUCGCUGAUCUAAUUGGCUGUAAUCCCAACCUGAAAAAACUAUUCAAAACAGAUUUUAAGCUUGCACUGAAGGUUUUACUUGGGCCCACUGUUCCUUAUGUUUAUCGUUUGGAAGGACCACAUGCUUGGGUGGGAGCGAAAAAAGCCAUAGAAACGGUCGAUGAAAGAGUCUUCAAGGCAACUGGCAAAGGAGAGUAUCAAUCAUCAAGUGUGAAGUUGUGGAUCUGUUUGAUUGUUCUCCUCGUUUUCUUAUUGUUGCUUAACCAACAUUAUGUUUGGGUUAUCACGCUGCUAUCAGCUUUUGUUUUAUUGUCAAUGUUAUAA
Auanema sp. JU1783 is the source of this 1644-nucleotide messenger RNA. Lineage: Eukaryota; Metazoa; Nematoda; Chromadorea; Rhabditida; Rhabditidae. The record is from the annotation of a GenBank genome assembly.